Symbiodinium natans is the source of this 819-nucleotide messenger RNA. Lineage: Eukaryota; Dinophyceae; Suessiales; Symbiodiniaceae. The record is from the annotation of a GenBank genome assembly.
AUGCUUUGUGUACCCUGGCUUUUCUCGGCUGAAGGCCUGCGUCGUCUCAACAUCUGUCGCGCUGUACAUACGGUGCCGCAGUCCCGUGCAAGCUCGGGUGUUGGGCCAAGCCAUGUCCAAGAAGAAGAUCUAGUCUGUAGCAGGUUCCACCACCUGUUGACGGUUGCGAGUCUACGCAGGAACCAUGACUUCAUCACCUCCCUUGUGGAGCAAAACCCGGUCCUAGCGCCGCUUUGUUAUAUUGGCGUCCUGGUUGCCGUGAUCGGGAUCACCUGUCCAGGCGCGACAAUGCUGAGCUUCCUCGGCGGGAUCUUGUUCAAGCAGCCGUACGCCAGCAUCUACGCGUACUGCGGCUACAUUGUCGGUGCAACGAUCUCCUAUUUUGUUACGACCUUUGUCCUGGGAGACUACAUGCGGAAGCGACUGGCAGCCAACUCCCAGUUGUACCAGAAAUUCGAGGCCAACGUGCGUCGCAACGCUUUCGCUUAUCUCGUUGCCGCUCGCUACACAAUGGUCUUCCCGUUCUUCUUCGUGAACGGUGCAGCUGCGCUCGUCGGUGUUCGGUGCAGGACCUUCAUCGCUGCCACCUCCGUCAGCUGCAUCCCGGGCUCCGUCAUCUACACCACUGCAGGCGGAGCGCUCGCGAACCUGCUGCAUAAGAUGACCGACGACGAGGAGCUUGACAAGACGCAGCUCAUCUGGGCUGCGCUCAGCGACCCCAACGUCAAAAUCUGCAUGGCGGGCGUCACAUGCGCCCUCAUUGUUGUUGCCAUAAUCCAGCUCACCCAGUCUGAUACAGAGAAGUCGAAGGGUGAGUAG